Gossypium arboreum is the source of this 4262-nucleotide messenger RNA. Its product is annotated as F-box protein AFR. Gene Ontology annotation, molecular function: protein binding. NCBI's taxonomy places the organism in Eukaryota, Viridiplantae, Streptophyta, Magnoliopsida, Malvales, Malvaceae. The record is from RefSeq and is a predicted model, not a curated record. Bases 573 to 1694 code for a protein of 373 amino acids. The transcript is spliced from 3 exons.
AACACCCAAAUUAAAACGGCACCUUCCUACCCAUCGACAGACUACCACAUACACACACUGUAGAGAAAUAUCCAACUUCUUUCUUUUUUCCUCUUGGUUCAAAGUUUUAAAUUUCAGCUCCUACAUCUCUAUCUUUAUUAUAUUAGGCAACGCACAGGAUAAUUGAAUUUUGUCAAAGCUCCGGUUACCGGCCGGCGGCAUAUGUUCGUCUCCUAGUGUAGGUUACGUCAUUCGUGUGAAAAUUUUAAAGUUUAGUAAUUCUUUUUGUUUUGUUUAAUCCAACGGGUCUUUUGGUUUUCGGAUUUGCUGGAUUUUGGCUACGCUUCUCCUAAUAUUCCGGUUUCCAGAAGCCAACCACUCAACAGACGCACAAACCAACCAAAACGAAUCAAAAUCUCCCCUUUAUUUUCUUUUUCUUCCACAAAUAUGGUAAAGAGGGAACCAACAAAAUAGUUCAACUCCAAACAGCUUGACAAGUUCGCUCUGUAAAAUUAGCUACGUACAGUCAACACUUUCCCCCUAAUUACGCUUCCUUUUUAUCUCUAGUCUACGCCCAGAGGUUCAAAGAUUUUAUGGCUGUUUCCAAGUCUUCCUCGGGCAAGCAAGAAAACGACCGUGAUCAAGAAUAUCACAAGAAAUCGGAGCCGUUGAUUCCAGGGCUACCCGACGAGAUCGCAGAGCUUUGUCUUCUUCAUCUGCCAUAUCCAUACCAAUCGUUGGCACGUUCAGUAUGUUGCUCAUGGAACAGGACCAUAACCGACCCUGGCUUCCUUCUCUCCCGGAGAUCCUUAUCGCUUUCUCUGCCUUAUCUGUUCGUUUUCGCUUUUCAUAACUCAACGGCCAGGAUACAAUGGCAAGCUUUUGACCCGCGAUCAGGCCGUUGGUUUAUAUUACCUCCCAUGCCUUGUCCCAAGUCUGUGUUCCCACCGGGGUUUGCUUGUACUUCGAUUCCACGUCAAGGCCAGCUCUACGUUUUAGGUGGUAUGCGUUCAGACACACAAACUUCCAUCAACACAACGGUCGUCUACACUACAUCCACAAAUCAAUGGUCCAUAGCGUCUCCCAUGGUGACCCCACGGUCGUUCUUCGCUGCGGGGAAUGUUAAUGGCAAGAUCAUUGCCGUCGGUGGAAGUGGGGCCGAGUAUAAUGAUUCCAUCACCUCUGUAGAGUGCUAUGAUCCACGGAAGGACACGUGGGAACACGUUGCUAAAAUGCGCGUGGGAUUGGCCAGGUAUGAUUCGGCUGUGGUGGGGAGCAAGUUGUACGUGACAGAGGGGUGGACGUGGCCUUUCCUGUUUUCGCCAAGAGGAAGUGUUUACGACCUGGAGAAUGACACGUGGCAGGAGAUGAAGGACGGGAUGAAAGAAGGUUGGACCGGGGUGAGUGUGGUUGUGGGCGACAGGCUGUUUGUCAUUUCAGAAUACGCUGAUUGCCCGAUGAAGGUAUAUGUUCCUGAUCGUGACGCGUGGCAGUACGUAGGUGGUGAUAAAUUUCCACGUGAGGCAAUGCAGAGGCCAUUCGCCGUGAGUGGAGUGGAAGGGAGAAUCUACGUGGUGUCAAGUGGGCUAAACGUGGCAAUAGGGACACCAAUCGAGGGACAAAACGGGGAGUUCAUAGCGAAGUGGGAGGUGGUGGCUGCCCCAAUGGCUUUCCACGACUUCUCCCCUUUGAGUUGCCAAGUGCUUUAUGCCUAGAAAUCCCUCUUUCAUACAAAAUGCUACCUAUAACUGUAAGGCAGUGGAGUUUUACACUUUUUACAUGUGCUCUUUUUUACGUGUAAAUUGUUCAUGUUCCCGGAGGAAUAUAAGAGCUGGUUUACAAAUCCUUUUAUUUUAUGCAGUGACAGAUCCAAGUGUUUGGGAUUUUGUAUUUGUUAUAUAUUUAUUUUAGUGAAUUAUUUAUUAUCUUUUUUCACAAUUCGAGAGAAGAAGGUUCCGUUCCUUCCCUUUAUGAACUAUGAACAGAAUUGUUCAAGGCUAAAUAUAUGAUCGAUUUUGAUUUACUAUAAUCAAGCCUUCUGUAGUAUUUAAGAGGAGAAAGCUAUGGUUUUGGAACGUCGAGAAUCAAAACCAAGAGGAUCUUCGAGUUCAAUUUGGCAGGAGAUCCUUCAGAAAUUAUCAAUACUGGCCUUUAUUGGAUGACAUCUCUGUCUGACAGACAAGCAUCGUAAAAUAAAUGCUGCAGGGUGCAGCCAGCUAAGAUGGUACUACGAUUCAAACAAAGCAAAACGGAGUGCUCCAUUUCACUGCUUAAAAACUCAAAAAGGACUGCUCCAUUUCACUUCCUUCGGAUUCUUUUCAAAAACUGACUCAAAAGCUCAGAUCAAAUUUUUUUAAGAAAAUAACCUGUUUUACAAUUUUCGCUGACACUCCAAAAGAGUUAAUUUUUUGUGCUACCAUUGUCUCUAACGACACUAGGCACCAGUAUGUAUUUUUCUUUGUGCUGCCAAGAUCAAUAUAUUGAUAGACCUUCUAUAAGAUAUCGAUACUUGAUCCAAUAAUAUUUUGUUUUUUACUAAAAAAAUAAAACCUCAAAUUUAAGAAAAUGUAAAACAAAAAGAACAAAUUUUUCAGUUUUUAAAAAACCCAUCUUCUUCAGUGCCCUUUAACCCUCCUCAUCAAAGCUUCCACCACCUCCCUCCCUGAACCCCAAUUCCACCAUCUUCUGCACCUCAAUCUCCAUCAUCAAUAACCCAACACCACUAUCAAUAAUCUAUACCCAUAACCAAUAAAACCCCACCGAACUAGGAAACCAUAGCCCAAAAAUAGCAAAUAUAUAUAUAGCAAUAAAUAAAGAGAAUAAGAAACUAAAUCUGAGUUUUGAGAUGAAAUUAUUUUGGCGUGGAUGAUGGUUAUCUUUUGAAAUGAUGAUGAUGAUGGUGAGUUAAGAGAGACAUGAAGCUGAUACGGUAAUGGUGAUGAAAAUCGAAGAAGAUGGAAAUCUGGGAACAGGAUUUUUUAAAUGAAAAUUUGAGAGGAACUUUGUUUUUCCAGAAUUUUGUUUUUGAAUUUUAAGGGUUUUUUCACCAUUACUAAAGCUAAAAAAUUAUCAAAAGUAAACCUAAGUAUCCAGACUUUCUGUUUCGUAUCGAUAUCGAUUGGAGUUUAAUAUUAUGUCGCCAGACAGUCUGGCGAAAGAAAAAAAUAGAUAUUGGUGUCGACAGAAACAAUUGUGCCACCAAAAAAAGAAGAUAGAGUGCCCCCACUGGAAAUGAUGGCACCGGUGAACAGAAGAACAAACAGUUCUUUCUUGUAAGAUUUUGGUCUUGAGUCAUUUUCGUAAUUAAAUAUUUUUUUAGUUAAUUUUGAAAAAGAGCCACUUCCAUUUUAAGUACCAAUUAGAGCAUCUUCCCUUCCCUGCAAUUUCAUGACCUACUCAUUACCUACAGUUCUGUCUUUGACCAAAUAAUUGAAAUAUAAUUGAACUGAAAAAGGCAAGUUACCUAGAAAAAAGCAUCCAGCUAUGUGGUUAUUUGCCAAUCAAUAUCUCCCUGUUCAAUAUACAGACACUGAGACUAACUUUACAGAAAGCUCCAAUGCGGCAAUGCCAUCUCGUCUCUAAAAAGUUGCCCUCCAUUAUAGCCUUCCGGGUCCUAAACCAAUAAUAUAUGAUAGGAUUUAGUAGACAAACCAGCUGAGACCAUCAAGAUCUAAACAACACCAUCGUUCAAUUCACGGCAGUGAAGAAAAGAAGAAGAUGUCUAACAAUGUCAAAAAAAUAUCCUCUCGAAAGCAGACGAUGCAGAGGAUGUGUUGGGUGUUUGUGUGGGAAAAAGAUGUGAGGAUCAGAUAUAGGCAACCUCAACCAGGGGCCUGUCCCUACUGUGGAGGGAUGCUCCAGGCUAUGAAUAUAAAAACUCAUUGGAAGUUUUGCUUUUUGCCCGUCUUUUUCUGGAAGAAGAGGAAGAUCUAUUGCAGCACGUGCGCAAAAUAGUUUGCUGAUCCUGUCACCAACUUUUGUUUGCAACUGACCCGGCAUGCUGCAAAGCUUCUAUGGCUUCUCUAUCCUUGUAGUUGCCAGGCGUUUAGCGUAAAUCUUUUCUUUGAAAGCUUUAAGUUGAUUUUGGUAUUUGAAAUGUAUCUGUGUGAUGGGUUUUUCUUUUGUCGAAGAUGGUGUUUGAAAGCUUUGCUUGAUGUUGGAUCUUGCUAGUUUCUUAUGACGAGGUGUUUAUAAUCUAUGUUACAAGGUUUUGGGAUUCUCUGGAUAUAUUGGGUUAAGUAAAAAGUAUGGACUUCUAAUGGAAUUGUUACUUGCUGAGAUUA